AUGCCCGCCCCACAGAAGAAAAUCAUCUUCAGCAUAGCUGGGGUGCUGAGCCUGGCCUGCGCCCUGGGGACCGCGGCGGCCGUGGGGACGCAGCGCUGGGUGACGGGGACGAUGCUCUGCAAGACGGGAGCUCUGUUGGUCAACGCCAGCGGCCCCGAGCUGGAGAAGUUCAUCGGCCAAAUCCGGUACGGGCUGUUCCACGGUGAGCGCGUCCGGCAGUGCGGGCUUGGCGGGAGAGCGUCGCAGUUCUCAUUUUUUCCAGAUCUGCUCACAAUUAUCCCCGCCAGCAUCCAUGUUAGCGUGGUUCUCUUCUGCACCGCGCUGAUUGUCUUUGCUCUGGUGGGGACAGGUUUCUUCAUGUUCAACGCUUUUGGGAGCCCCUAUGAGACCCUGCACGGCCCUGUUGGGCUGUACCUCUGGAGCUUCAUUGCCUGUGAGUACUCCCACCUGUGGCUGACAGCAUCAACCCGGCUGUGUUUGCCUAUUCAUGAUGACCAAUUUAUUGGUUCCUGCGGGUGCCUCAUCCUGAUCCUCUUCUCCUCGGAGGUGAAGAUCCACUGCCUCUCCGAGAAGAUCGCCAACUUCAAGGAGGGGAGCUUCACCUUCAAGACUCACAGCGAGCAGUUUGCAGACUCCUUCUGGACCAUCCUCGUCUGCUCCCUGGUGCACGUCCUGAACGCUCUGCUGAUACGGUUUGCUGGGUUUGAAUUCCCUUUCACAAAGCCAAAAGAUUCGGAGACAACCACUGGAGCGGUUGACCUGAUGUAUUAG
This is a messenger RNA of Mesitornis unicolor (brown roatelo), 771 nucleotides long. It is a transcript of the gene CLRN1, whose product is annotated as clarin 1. The record is from RefSeq and is a predicted model, not a curated record. Gene Ontology annotation, biological process: equilibrioception; sensory perception of sound. The transcript has 3 exons. NCBI's taxonomy places the organism in Eukaryota, Metazoa, Chordata, Aves, Mesitornithiformes, Mesitornithidae. The coding region runs from base 1 to 771 and encodes 256 amino acids.